AAGGAGCGGGAACUCAAGUACAGAAAGUACAGAAGGCCAUAUAGGCUGUGUUUGGAAACGUCACCCGAGUGCUCUUGGAUAUCAUUCUAUCUUUGUCUCACAUUCAAUGAACAACAAUGAUAGAAUGAUACCCGAGAGCACUCAGGUGAUGUUUCCGAACGCAGCUUCAUUACCACGUGAUUGAUUAUGUUGGUACACCUGACUGUUCGAAAACAGUUCAGUGUAAAUUUUACUUUAUCCGUUAUGGGUGUCACACUCUUUCGCUAAUUUCUGUGAAUUUCUGAAUUCUGAGUGCCUCAAAUAGCUUACAAGUAGAAGGUCUGUUAUUAUUUGGAGAGAGAAAGAGAGAGAGAGAGAGAAAGUGAGAGUGAAUUUCUGAGUUUUCCAACAAAUAGUUUUGUUUUCACGUUAUGGGCGACAGAAUCUUUUCCCAAGAAGUUAAAACGAGCAAUCGGAGAAGGCGUGCGAAUGAUUUCACAAAUUCUUUAUAUAGUUUUCGUCAACAGACACUAAGUGACGAGGAAUUGAGUCAAGCCAUGUCUCAAAUAUCCUCGGAAGACAAAGAGAGGACAUUAGAUUCUAUAAGAAAUAAGCAAAAUGGAUCUGAUAAGUCUAGCUGUUCUAACACAUCUCGUGCUUCCGUUAUUCUAGCAGGACAUAUAGUCACUACACAAAGUUUUCAAUCGUCUGACUUGUGCAAUAAUGUUGAGAAAAACUGCAAUAUCGCAGAUAACAGACUUUUGUUGAAGGAUACGUUAAGUACGUCAGAUGAAACAUCAUAUUACUCAUUGAAACCUGAUUUAAACAAAUGUAUAAAUUUGUUUGAUAACAGGCACAUGAUUAAAGAAUACAGUGAAGAACAAUCAAGUGCUACACUGUCUGAGACUGUAGCUAAUAGUAACAUUAAUCCUUGUUAUUUAAAUAAAAAUAAGACCAUGAUACAAUGGGACCUUAAUAGUUAUAGCCUUUCGCGAUCUGCAUCAGCAGAUUCAUUAAAUAUUAAUUCACUUAAUCAAAAUCUUAGAAGAUCUAAAAGCCACACUAUAUUCGACAAACCUCUGAACAGAGAUAGGAAUUACAACAUUAAUGCUAACCAGUUUCCUGCCAAGAUCGCAAUGAAACUAAGUUGCAAUAAGAAUAAUGAGAAAGUUAAAACAAUCGUUCCUUCCUUUGAUGCACUAUCAUUGUCAAAACCUCGUACUUUACCAAGCAAGAAAAUUGAUCCUUAUUCUACAGAGGGUCAGAUAUAUAAUUCAGUAAACAGCGAGGAAAAUUCGAAAGAGGAUCUUAGCCCUUCUGAAUUGAAAAUAUUUUUACAUUUGAUGACUGAUCAACAACCACUGAGAGAGACACCUGAGCGUCAUUUGAGACGUAUGUCCGCGAAUUAUUACGACUCGCCCAAAACUUUUACAGAAAGAUUAUUGACAAUAAUUGAAGAAUCAGUUAUAAAUAACGACUCACAAUGUGUACAACAACAUUCAAACGCCAGUUUAUUGAGAUUCAACGAGGAAAUUCGAAAAACAUGUAAAUUUAUAGAGGACGAGACCGCUCCUGUAUGGCCUCAGUCUCCUAGCACAAUGGCAAAAAAAAGUUUUAGAGUCGAUCUCUCACGGAAAUCUCUUGCUUCUGCAUCUCCUAAUAAAAGUCCGUAUACCACGCCUGUUUCUCUUCAAUGUAACAUUAGAAGCCCCAAGAAAAUACAAAGACGUAUAUCGAAAAAUGCUUCGUAUACAAUGAAAAAUUUUCCAUACGACACAUGUACAUUUGAACACUGGGAGGCGUAUUGUAAAGAAUUAUUUCCCAAUGAAUAUAAAACUCUCCCAGCUGAAGAAAAGAUUGAGUUACAAUCACCCUCACGAAACUUGAAUAAUAUUUUGCUUAAAUGUGACAGUCAAAUGGCCUCCUUGGAAGAUUCGCUCGAUAUUCGCGAAGAAAUGAAAAAAGCUGGUGCAUGCACAUCGGACUUGGCAGAUCGAAACAGUAAAUUACCUGAAACACAGAUUCUGCAGUACAGAUUGUUGCCAUGUGAAAAAUAUGAUAAAACGAAUUCGAAAAGAGUAUCUGACAGACUCGAGCACCAAACAGAAUGUGAUAAACGUCAAGAAAUGAUAAAAUUGGACACCUUUGAUAAUUCGCUCAUAUAUGAGAUUGCGAAAAAAAGACAAAGAUGUCUCGAAACGGCAAAGACAUUAAUGGAAAUUGAUGCGAGUUCAACGUCGAUGGAAGUAAAAAAAAUGUGUCCAGAUAUCGUAAUCACUGAAGUCUCACCAACUAGGAAUGAAUUUUUGCGAACUCUAAAGCACAUGAAAAAGUAUUGUAAUUAUUUGGAGGAGCAGAAAACACCCUUGCUUAGUUUACUUCAUCAAGCAAAAUCGAGCACUCAUAGUCACGAUAAGAAAGAUGUCCGAGCUAAAAGGAUGUCCAACGAAAAUGCCAAUACAUUGUCAACUUGUGCGUUGUCGACUAUAUUAGGAAACAAACCGACAAAGCUUUCACCGAGGAGAAAGAGUACGAGUCCUUCGGCGACGAAACAUCAUUCCACUAAAACAUUUGUUUCAAAGCCACGACUAUUUGUAACUCCUGGGAAGAAGUCAUCUGGUAAUUUUGGUAAUAAGCCGAAGCGGACAUACUUUCCCAAUAUGCUGCCAGGAAUAGGAAGAGACAUGGGAAAUUACAAACACGUAGUAUCACCGGUUGGAUUGUACAUAAAAGGUGAUAUGGAUUCACAUUUGCUAAAAAAACCAAAGCCUAAAAUAGAUGGAAAGCUAUUGACACCGAGAAAACGGACUACACGAUCGUCCAGUCCAAAAACGAAGUUUCAAUUAUCUCCGAAAAGAAAUUCUCCAAGAGGAUCAAAAGCGAAACUGACUGGAACAGCGAAAAACGAAUACAGUGCUGGUAACUUUUUGCCAAAAAUGGAUUACAAAUUUCCACACAUGGAAGAAGAAGAAAAUCAAAAAAUAAAUAGGAAAAUUGUAAACAAAUAACUACGCAUUCUAUGCAAGACAAAGUUGUGGUUCCCAAAGGUUGUAUAAAGUCAGUUAAACCAAACCACUUGGAGGAGUUCAAAGUUUAUUUCAAUUUCGUAAAAAAGUCCGUGCAUAUUGAAUAAGUAAUUGGUAAAGGCGUUUUCAUGUACAAAAGAAUUUAUAACUGAUACAUAUACAGUCAAUGUGAUACUGAUGAUUUGUUAAUUGAAGAUCGGUGAUGUAUAACAAAGAAUAUAAAUUUAUAAUGCACGCGUUAAUACUUUUAUGAAAAAUUAUAUUACAUAUAUAUGAAUUAUAUGAGUUCUAUUAAAUGUGCAAUUUUGCAAAUUUACUUUCUUUUGUGUAAUUACUUUGCAUUUUUGUAUUGUAAAAUUAUUACAUUUUUUUGCUGCACACCAUUUUAUUUGAAAAGAUUAAACAAGUUUUUCUUCUAAACAGUUUGAUUAUGAUUAUAACUAUGCGACAAUUUUCAAUUCUCCAUGUGAUAUUAAAAAUAACAUGAAAACUAUUCAUUAAAUCCAGAUCUGUUUCUUGAAAAAUAGUAUGCAGUAAUAAAAUAUAAACGUAACAAAGAGAGAAAGAGAAGUGACGUUCAAGAGUCCACACAUUCUUGUUCUUAUCUAAUUGCAAAUGUGCUGAUCUAAUUCUUAAGUUUUAUCAUCCUAAUAUUAAUAUUACGUUGAGCAUUAUUUCAGUUGGAAAAAAAGUUCAAGUGUUGUUGCACACAUCUCUAAACGAAGUGAUCUAAAUGCAAAAUAGAAAUGAAGAAAAAACACGAAGCGCUUUUCAACGAAUUACUUCGGACUAAUGUUGAUAAGAACGCUUUUACGAGAAACGUCGUAAAAUAUGCUGUAAAAACAUGACAUGAACAUGGCAGAAAGAAUGGAUGGAAGAAUCUCGAAGAGUGAUCAUCACUGUGUGGUUUUCAGAAUCUAACGGGAGCUCGGUUGUGGGAGGUUCUUUCUUUCUCUCUCAUUAUCGAUACGGUACCAUUGAGGCGCUAUGUAAUUGCGUCGUUUCUUGUAAUUCUCAUGAUUGGUUUCGUAUCGAGACAGGGCCGCCGAUCUCGAGUCAAUAAUACCUUCAAGAAUUGUGCCAAUAUCGCGGGCAUUGAAUUUUUAAUUAAAUAAUUAGGAAAGAGUACGAGGACACGUAUUGCUGGCGUGAUUUGAGCGUCCUCGAUAUCGAACUCGAUCUUUUUUUUUUAUAUUACGUAACGUUCCACUUCCUGAUACGUACAAUAGAUAUCGGUCAAGCACCAUGAAAAUGUAUAAAAAUGUAUAAAUAUUGUCCGUCAAAUGAUUAAGUAUUGCAUAUAAAUUAUUUUCUAUAGUAAAUAUGUUUUUUGAAUAACUUUUAAAAUCGCUUCUUUAUUAAAUAUCUUUAGUUUCUAUUAAAUACCUAGUUUGCCCAUAGAAAAUGAUAUUUAUGAGUCUAUGUUAAAUUCUUCAAAGACAAUGCGAUGUAAAAGCAGAAUCCAAAAUUAAUACAUGUUAAUUUUGAUUGAGUAUUUGAUUUGUUCUUAUUUUUAAAUUUAUAUAUAAAAUUACAAAUAUUGGUUUGAUAUUAUUCAUAUAAUUAAAAAUUUUUUUGAUCAUCAAUUUUGCACAAAGGCAAAAAUGAAUAAAAAUUACAUUGUUUGAAUUAUAUUAAGACAAAAGCGCCAAUUGAUUCGAAUUAAAUGUCUACAGGAAAUCAAAUGGUGGGGGACCGAAUGGAGAUAACGUCGCUUUCUGCGUCAUCCUAGCAGACAGCCUAUUAGAAAAAAAUUCGUCACUGGAAUCACACGGCCCUGAGGAAUUGCGCAUGGUACGCAUGUUGACGAUUGCACACGCCGCGCGGUUGCGCUUGUCUGGUCGCUCGGAACCAAGCCCGACUAUGGUGGGGAACGAUCGAUAAAUUCGAAGGCACGACGCUCUACCGGCGAGUAAGCAUUCCGCUGCAUUAUCUGAGAGUUUGAGAGCCUCGACUGCGAAGCGACAAGCCAGAACUGAUCAAGAUGCCGGGACCAGGAUGCGAUAAAUGCAAGGAGAAAUGCAAGGAUGGCUGCAAGUGCGGUGACAAUUGCUGCUGCGACUCGCAGGGAUGCAAGGACCAAUGUGGCUGCAAAGCUGGGGGAAAGUGCACGUGCAAGCCUUGUACCUGUUAAUUAACAACCAUGUCAAGGACCAUCCACGUUGGAGAUGAUAAUAGAUCCCUGACGCGCCCGAGUUUCAACAUGUAGACAAAAUCCGAAACACAUUAUUAUAACAAUGUAAAAUUUUAUGCUUAGUAAAUAUUAGAGAUGCGAAGUUUUCGCUUUUUGUUAAAUGAAUAAUUAAUAAAUUUAAUCUUAUUUACACGUUAAA
This is a messenger RNA of Monomorium pharaonis (pharaoh ant), 5338 nucleotides long. RefSeq lists its product as uncharacterized. The transcript is spliced from 8 exons. The record is from RefSeq and is a predicted model, not a curated record. Lineage: Eukaryota; Metazoa; Arthropoda; Insecta; Hymenoptera; Formicidae. Bases 411 to 2987 code for a protein of 858 amino acids.